Eleginops maclovinus (Patagonian blennie) is the source of this 3977-nucleotide messenger RNA. Its product is annotated as zinc finger protein 569-like. Bases 1 to 2988 code for a protein of 995 amino acids. Lineage: Eukaryota; Metazoa; Chordata; Actinopteri; Perciformes; Eleginopidae. The record is from RefSeq and is a predicted model, not a curated record. Gene Ontology annotation, biological process: regulation of DNA-templated transcription. The transcript has 3 exons. Gene Ontology annotation, molecular function: RNA polymerase II cis-regulatory region sequence-specific DNA binding; DNA-binding transcription factor activity, RNA polymerase II-specific.
AUGUUUUCUCUAUGCUGCAGAGUCUGCAGGAAGUCCUUCGACAGAAAAGGCUUCCUGAUGAAGCAUGUGGAGACGCACCUAAAGGAGGCCCCGUGGGUCUGUGGUUUGUGUGGGGAGAGGUCAGAGUCCAGCGCUGGAUUGCGGGUUCACCUGCAGACGCACCGCGACAGCAACCGAACCUGUGACGUCUGCGGGAAGAGGUUCCCGUCGAUCCGAGCGCAGGAGACGCACCGCCGGCUGCACACCGGAGAGAAACCCUUUAGCUGCUCUGUCUGCGGGAAGGACUUCAACCAGAAGGGCAAUAUGGUGACGCACAUGCGGACUCACUCUGAGGAAAAACCCUUCUGCUGCUCUGCCUGCAGUAAAGAGUUCAGCCAUGCCGGCUCUCUGGAGCGGCACAUGCAGGUGCAUGCUGGAGAGACGCCGUUCAGCUGUAGCAUCUGCGGGGCUGGUUUCAGUAAGAGUGUCGAGCUGAGGCGGCACAACCGGAGCCACAAGGCCCGUGGCACGCCAGUCGGCAACAUCCAGCACAGGAAGCCAAGUCUGACGGCGUCUCAUCACUGUAAGGUCUGCGGCAGCGCCUUCCACAACAAGGGGAACUUCAUGCGCCACGCAGAGACUCACCUACACGAGACCGCGGGUGUCUGCGGGGUCUGCGGCGAGACAUCGGACACCCCAGAGAAUCUGCAGAUCCACAUCCAGAGCCACAGGGAGACCAGCAAGAUUUGCGACAUCUGCGGCAUGGCCUUCAGGGACAUGGAGAUCCACAUGAGGACGCACUCCGGACAGAAGCCCUUCAGCUGCACAGACUGCGGUAAAGACUUCCCCAGGAAGGGGUCUCUGGAGAGACACAUGAAGCUGCAUGCCGGCGAGAGGCCGUAUAUCUGCGAGUUCUGCGGGAAGACCUUUAACGAGAACACGGUCCUGAAGAGACACAUCAAGAGCCACACAGGGGGGAAGCCCCGCAUCUACGCCUGCGACAUCUGUGGAAAGAAGUUCACCAUGAGCCAGCACCUGGAUGUGCACAAGAGGAUCCACACUGGGGAGAAACCCUACACCUGCAGGGUCUGCGGGAAGAGCUUCCGGCAGAUCGGGAACCUGGACUCACACAUGAGGAUCCACACGGGCGAGAAGCCAUUCAUCUGCAGCCUCUGCGGGAAACGAUUCCGGCAAAAGAUCUCUCUGGAGACACACGAGCGCUUCCACAAGAAGGAGAAACCGUUCGGCUGCUCGCUGUGCAGCAAAGGAUUCGUGCAGAAGAUCGACCUGAAGAGACACAUGCUGACGCACACCGGGGAGAAACCCUACAGCUGCUUGCUCUGUGGGAAGAGCUACCAGGAGAAACGCUCCGUGGACUCGCACAUGAAGGUCCACGCCGCUGAAAGGCCAGGCGAGAUGCUGGGGGAAAGAGUUAGCGAGACGCUGGGGGAGAGACUGAGCGAGAGGCGGCAGGAAGCAGCGAACACCGACUUCAUCCAUCUGUGUGUGUGUGUGUGUGUGUGUGUGUGUGUUGCUCUCAGCAUGUUGCAGCUGCUCCGGCUCUCGGUCCAUCAGAAGCUUCUCUUCCUCCUGGAGGACCUCCUGCUGCGGCUGGAAGAAGAAGCGGACCUCCCGGUGCUGAGAGCGCUGCUCAGCGAGCGGCUGGCUGCGGCAGCGGAGGAAAUAGUCGGAGUGAUUGAGGAGACCGUGAAGGGGUACGAGGAACGAGCAGAGCGCAGAGAGAGGGAGAUCCAGAGGCUGGAGGCCGUGUUGCUGGAGCCCCAAGUGCGCCUGCGUAGAAUAGAUCUGCACCAGCUGGCUAAAGAAGAUGGUCCCCCAGAGCAGGAAGAGCCAAAGCCCCCCACUCACAUUAAAGAGGAACAGGAGGAGGAUGACAUAAAGUCCACCUUCACUCCCGUCCCUGUAAAGAGUGAAGAUGAUGAAGAGGAGCCUCAGUCCUCACAGCUUCAUCACAGACAGACUGUGGAAACAGAGGCUGGUGGAGAGGACUGUGGAGGACCAGAACCAGCCAGGAGCUCAGAUCCAGAGACAGGUUUACUACCAAUCAGUGAGGAAGACUCCCUGGACUCCUCUGAGACCGACGACAGUGACUGGUCUCUCCCAAACGAGGCCCGGUCGGAGGUCAGGGCUCCAAGCAGCGAAGCUCCAGAGAGCGAUGUCGGAUCGUUUCCGAAGGAGAGGCCGUUCCCCUGCUCCUUCUGCGGGAAGAGGUUCAGCCUGAAGGGGAACCUUAACCGGCACAUCAGAGACCACACUGGUGAGAGGCCGUUCCCCUGCACCAGCUGCAACAAGACUUUCAAAGACAGUGGCUCGCUGACGACCCACAUGAGGAUCCACACUAGAGAGCAGCCCUACAGCUGCCUCUUCUGCAAGAAGAGCUUCAGCGGCCGAGGGAACAUGACCCGGCACAUGAGGAUCCACACCGGAGAGAAACCCUUCAGCUGCUCUGUCUGCAGCAAGAGCUUCCACGUCAAAGAGCACCUGAACCGACACAUGAAGUACCACACGGGGGAGAAACCCUUCAGCUGCUCUGUCUGCGGGAAGGGCUGCGCUCAGAAGACCGACCUGAAAAAACACAUGAGGGUCCACACUGGAGAGAAACCCUACAGCUGCCCCUUCUGCGGGAAGUGCUGCGCUGAGAAGGGAGACCUGACCAAACACAUGAGGGUCCACACGGGGGAGAAACCCUUCAGCUGUACUGUAUGCGGGAAGAGCUGCGCCCAGAAGGGGAGCCUGAAGAUUCACAUGAGGGUCCACACCGGGGAGAAACCCUUCAGCUGCUCUGUCUGCGGGAAACGCUUCACCGUCACCGGACACCUUAAGAGGCACAUGAAGUUGCAUGAGGCUGGGGGCCAGGAAGCGGGGGGGGAUGAGGAGGCUGGAGGUGCCGAUUCACAUUCAGCUAAAGAACAACAGGAAGUACAACAUCUCUGUGAGUCCGGAGGCAGUGGAGUUCCCCUCAUCCCUCGGCUAUCGGAGAUCAAAUGACAGAAACCUGUUGAUGAUGUGUUGGACGAAGCGUUCAGAGAGGACGUGGUUCUGAACUGUAGGAGGGUCCAGGGUUAGGGUCUCUCUGAUGGACUUUGAGUUUGGAACUACUUCCUGUUGAGAGUCGGGGGGAUCUCCAUGGUUAAAGACCUCUGUGGAGUUUAAUACAUGAUAUAUUUAUUACGUCUUAACCUGUCUCUGUCCCUCUGUAACCUGUCUCUGUCACUCUGUAACCUGUCUCUGUCCCUCUGUAACCUGUCUCUGUGCCUCUGUAACCUGUCUCUGUGACUCUGUAACCUGUCUCUGUGACUCUGUAACCUGUCUCUGUCCCUCUGUAACCUGUCUCUGUCACUCUGUAACCUGUCUCUGUCCCUCUGUAACCUGUCUCUGUGACUCUGUAACCUGUCUCUGUCCCUCUGUAACCUGUCUCUGUCACUCUGUAACCUGUCUCUGUCCCUCUGUAACCUGUCUCUGUGACUCUGUAACCUGUCUCUGUCCCUCUGUAACCUGUCUCUGUCACUCUGUAACCUGUCUCUGUCCCUCUGUAACCUGUCUCUGUCCCUCUGUAACCUGUCUCUGUGACUCUGUAACCUGUCUCUGUGACUCUGUAACCUGUCUCUGUCCCUCUGUAACCUGUCUCUGUGACUCUGUAACCUGUCUCUGUCCCUCUGUAACCUGUCUCUGUCCCUCUGUAACCUGUCUCUGUCCCUCUGUAACCUGUCUCUGUCCCUCUGUAACCUGUCUCUGUCCCUCUGUAAGUGUUUAAAUACUUUCAAUGUAUUCCACAUAUGUAUAUAUUUCACAUCCUCAAAUCUUUAUUGUUGUUACUGUAAAUAUUCUUCUCUCUUUUUGCACUAUUUUAUUUAUGUUAUUUGCACCAUGUAUGUGGAGUUGUUGGAGGAGCACGCGACAUAAGAUUUUCAUUGCCAACAUAUACGCUGUAUCUGCUGUGCAUAUGACAAAUAAAGCCUUGAACCUUGAACCUUGAA